This is a messenger RNA of Penicillium argentinense, 777 nucleotides long. RefSeq lists its product as uncharacterized. NCBI's taxonomy places the organism in Eukaryota, Fungi, Ascomycota, Eurotiomycetes, Eurotiales, Aspergillaceae. The transcript is spliced from 2 exons. The record is from RefSeq and is a predicted model, not a curated record. The coding region runs from base 1 to 777 and encodes 258 amino acids.
AUGAUACCCUACGGCGCCACGCCUCGCGCGAUUGGGCCCAUCGGCGGCUCAGUGCGCAUAAAGCUGAAACCCAGACCUAAACGCAUUCUGGAAACUCGACCGAUCCUCGCCGCGCUCAGAAAGUUCGGCGAAGUCAAGACAUUCAAGAACCUCAAGUACGACUACUUCUUCAAAGAAGCGAACGGCUUCAAUCGCGACGUCAUAGCCAUAUUCGACGACCAAGCAGCCGCCGACCGCGCGAUUGCCGCAUCACCAUUGACCGUGAACAUCGACCUCCCCGAAGCGAAAGACGCGGACACCACCACAACCUCCGAAUCGCCCACAAGCUGGAAAAUAACAUCACCUUACAUCGCCCGACGCGAAUCGGUCUUCGGUCCCGACCGCAUCAGGCGACAGAUCACCUGCACCAUCACGUCCGAACCCAGACCCUUCCACGGCUUCUGGGCUCCUCCACACAACGUCUACAAUACCCGCGAUGUGGACAGUCCCAUUCUCAAAGACUUGAUCAGUCAAGAAAAUGGCAUCCCACUGCCCCAGCUCACCAACACUCUUCAUCGCCCAUACGAGGAGACACCCCAGCUCACGCCGCACGAUAUGAGACGGAAGAACCCAAACGAAAUGCACAUCAGUCUAAUGGAGCUUUUCAAGAAUGGCGCUCAGCAGAGCAGGCUGGUACAGAACCCGAGACCAGUGAUGCAGCAUUCUAGGCGGACUGGCUUGAAAAAUGUAGCCACACGGCAGGCUGGGAAGAGUCGCACUGAGGAUGUGGAAGACUGA